Xyrauchen texanus (razorback sucker) is the source of this 2584-nucleotide messenger RNA. RefSeq names its product interferon-inducible GTPase 5-like. The record is from RefSeq and is a predicted model, not a curated record. The transcript has 3 exons. Lineage: Eukaryota; Metazoa; Chordata; Actinopteri; Cypriniformes; Catostomidae. The coding region runs from base 60 to 1619 and encodes 519 amino acids. Gene Ontology annotation, cellular component: membrane. Gene Ontology annotation, molecular function: GTP binding.
GUCUAGUAAAGACCCUUUUUAUUCAGCUCAUAUUUACUAAAGGCAAGCAAUCUAACUAUAUGUUGCAUUGGACGCCGCUGAAGCUUCCAGAAGCUGAGCAGAGAAUCCUGGAUUUACAGCGAGCUACCAUGUCAGAAUUUGUGAAUCCCUAUAGUGAAGAUGCUCUCUCUAAUCAUUCAUCAGAAUCAUCUGAAAAUACAUCACAAACCAGUGAAAACAGUGAAGGAGAGAAUAAAGUCAAAACAGUUCAUUCACCACAUUUAAGGUUUCCAGCAAUCAAUCCUAGAAGAAUGCUGAAGAAAAAUGUAGAAACUGAAUGUUCAAAUGAAACUAUAAAAAGUGACAUCAAAAAGCCUGAGGAAAAGGACAAGGCCAAAAAUAUGUAUGUGGUUUCUAAAGAGGUUGUAGAGGUAUCGACUGAGCUCCACAAGGAGGAUACCUCCGAGAGCACAGAUGAUACAGAUAUUAUCUAUGAAGAUUUAAGUGACAUAAUUGAGACUUGUCAAGACAUUCCACUUAAACAUAUAAACACAAACAAAUUGAAAAGUAAACUGAAAGAGUUGGAGAAUGUCACACUUAACAUUGCUAUAACUGGGAUGACAGGGGCAGGGAAGUCUUCCUUUGUCAAUUCCCUGAGAGGCCUUCCUAAUGAUGAUGAGAGAGCAGCUCCCACAGGGACAACAGAGACUACCAUGAAGUCAAACAUGUACCCACAUCCCACUAUGCCAAAUGUGAAGAUCUGGGACCUGCCUGGGAUUGGUAGUCCAAAAUUUAGAGCAAAGAAGUACCUGAAAGACGUAAAAUUACAUACAUAUGAUUUCUUUCUCAUAGUUACCUCUGAAAGAUUCAGGGAAAAUGACAUAGAGCUAGCCAAGGCGAUUCAAAAAAAUAAGAAGCUGUUUUAUUUCAUUCGCACUAAAAUUGACAAUGAUAUUCGUGCUGAAGCACACAAAAAAGACUUUGAUGAGCAGAUGUUGCUCAAUAGCAUUCGGAGGGAUUGUGAGAUGAACCUGAAGAAGGUCGGAGAACCCAAAGUCUUCCUAAUAUCUUCAUUUAAUUUAGAAAAAUAUGACUUUCAGAGGCUGAUCAACACUCUGGAGGAGGAACUUCCUCAUAACAAAAGAUUUGCUCUCAUUCAGUCUCUGCCAGUUUAUUCUCUUGAGACCCUAACAAAGAAGAAAAUGUACUUCAAGAAAAUAAUUUGGCUGAAUGCCUUUGCGGCUGGGCUCGGAGCAGUGGCUCCCAUUCCAGGGUUGUCAGUGGCCUGUGAUUAUGGCAUCAUGAAGAAUUUCUUUGAACAAGUCUACAAACGCUUUGGCUUAUCGGAUGAGUCCCUAAAGUUGCUAUCAGAAAGGGUCAACAAACCAGUGGAGGAUCUGAAAGCUGCUAAAACAUCACAGUUCAAAUAUGGAGUCAAUGAAGACAUUCUGAUUGAUUUGAUGUCUAAACCAGUCAUUGUUGUAGCUAAGGUACUGGGGACGAUAAUGUCUCUUUUUCCAGGCGGAGGACUACCAGCAGGAGGCACGGCUAUCGCCUCUGUGCACUACCUGCUAAAUGCGGGACUGAAUGAGAUGGCAGAAGACAAAACAAAUAUUCUGAAUGUGUCAGAACUUGGCUAAUGUGCAGAAAGAAGUGCUUUAAGCGGGCUUAGAAAUUAUAUUUCAAUUUAUUAUACUUUAGUUCAUCACUUCAUCUUUCAGUUAACUCCUGUGCAACUGAUUAUUACAAAAUAAUCAAAUUAGCAGUUGAUUGAAAACCUGAAAACAUGAUUGAGAGUAAUUUGAAAAUGAAAUAUUAGCUGUGACCCAAAUGAGGUACUAUACAUUUUGCAUUUACAUAAUCUAUCAUCUAGUGUAUGAAUUUUCAAAUCUUUUUUUUUUUUUAAAGAUGUUCUUUUGGUAUGCAGUAUAUACAUGCUUCACAUGGUACAUGGGCAUUGUACAAUAGUAGUACUAAAAUAGAACUAAACCUAUUUUCACAUAGUAACAACAACUGUGAAAAUAAUUUACUCUGGUUACUUGUUAAGUAAGUCUGUUAAAUAUGCAUGUUUAAUAACAUUGGAGGACAGUAUUCAUGUUAUUAAUAACACCUAUAUACAAACUAUGUCUUUAUUACUCUAAGUGGGGGUCCUGGGUAGCUCAACAAGUAAAUACGCUGACUACCACACCUGGAGUUGCAUGUUCGAAUCCAGGGCAUGCUGAGUGACUCCAGUCAGGCUUCCUAAGCAACCAGUUGGCCUGGUUGCUAGGGUGGGUAGAGUCACAUUGGGUUAAACUCCUCGUGGUCGCUAUAAUGUGGUUCUCGCUCUUGGUGGGGCACGUAGUGAGUUGUGUGUGGAUGCACAAUGGAGAGUAGCGUGAAGUCUCCAUACACGCUAUGUCUCCGUGGUAAGGCAACUGAGAUUAAUCCUCCGCCACCUGGAUUGAGGCGAGUCACUACGCUACCAUGAGGACUUAGAGCACAUUGGGAAUUGGGCAUUCCAAAUUGGGGAGAAAAUGGGAGAAAAAACAUACAUUAUUGUACAAAAACAUUCAAUUAUAUACAUCUCACCAAAAAGAAAAUAAAUAUAUAUUUUUUUAUUUAA